AUGAUAAGCUUAAGGACAUAAAAGGAUUUGGAGGUUUUUAGAAAUUAUUUAGAAAAUAAAUAUUAAGCAUUUUAAGAUAAAUUGAAAAAGGUUCAUGUCACUUUUGACCCAAUUGAUCCCAUUCAAAAAUCUUACAUAGAUGAAUUCCUCAAAAUAAUAAAAAGCCAUUGUAUGAAUAUCAAUCAUUUAGAAGUACAUGGAUUAAAUAGCGUUUCUAUAAAAGCAGAUUAAUUGCUUGAAGUUUUCAUUCAUCCUGAAGCUAACAAUCUUAAAACAAUUAUAUUAGACUUUAGUGUUAAAGAAUAAAACCCAAUAAAUUAAAAGCUCCUUGUUGAUGUUAUGAAAAAUUAACCAAAGUUAAACUACUUAUCACUUUCAAUAAAUGAAGGAAAUCUAGAAAGUGAUUAACAAAUUAUUGAUGCUGUUAUUAACUCAGGAAUAACUACUCUUAAAAUAUUGCACAAUUACUAAGUAGGAGAAGCAGAAUUCUCUAAAUUUAAGCUUAACAACUUUUCUAGAUUAUUUAGUAGAUAUGGAAUGAUUUAAUUCCUUUUUAUGGCUAACAAUAAAAAUAGAUUUGAAUUUGCUAUUAAUUAGCUUUAUUUUGCAUAAAUAGUAGUCUUCUAAAAAAAAAUAUCAAACUUAAUGCAUAUCAAUCCUUAGCAAUUACUAUUUGACUUGUAUGAAAAUCCUUAUUAGAAGUAAAGUAUAUAUACUAUAAAUAAAAUGUAAGGACCUAAUGCUAUCUUAGAAUGA
Molecule: messenger RNA, 756 nt
Organism: Tetrahymena thermophila SB210
Lineage: Eukaryota; Ciliophora; Oligohymenophorea; Hymenostomatida; Tetrahymenidae
Exons: 7
Source: RefSeq, a predicted model, not a curated record